Nematostella vectensis (starlet sea anemone) is the source of this 1954-nucleotide messenger RNA. RefSeq lists its product as uncharacterized. The transcript has 2 exons. The record is from RefSeq and is a predicted model, not a curated record. The coding region runs from base 891 to 1919 and encodes 342 amino acids. Lineage: Eukaryota; Metazoa; Cnidaria; Anthozoa; Actiniaria; Edwardsiidae.
CGGCGGUUUCUAAACGACUGUCACGAAAAGUCUCUAAGCACGACCAAACGGCGGCGGUGGCAAGGGCAAAGGUGAAUAGCAUACAUGAUUUGGUUUCUAAAGCUUUGAAAGACAACAAAAUAUCAGAUGAAGAGUUUUCAUUGAUCUUGAAUGAGGUGGAUAAGUUUGAGGCUCUAAAGCUCCAGAUUCGUCAAAAGUCGGGAAGAGAGGACGAAAAAAACGUAAACAUUACCAAGCUGAGGGAAACAGUAAGAGAAGAGAUUUUGAAAGACCUGGCGAAUCGACCCGCUCGGUAAAAUUUCUGUUCGAAAGAACCCCCGUUGGAUGGAUCUACGAAUUGAGAUAUGCAAAGAACUGAUUUAAAAAAAUCUUAUAUGUUAAAUGAAGAACAUAUAAGAUGAAGUUUACAGAAUUUGUGAAAAGGUACCCUUACUAUUCACGCUUUAGGUUCUCCGCCGACGAGCAUGGUGAUGUGCAAUUCGUUUUCAAUGGGGACGAAUACGAUCCAUUCGACAAGAAUGGGAAUCUAGUCAAAACGUUAUAUCACUUCCCUGGUAAUAGCUGGAAACCCGAGAAUAUCCAGGAUUUUCUGGUCACCGAUGACGCACAGGCAUACAAGGAAACGAUUCAGCAACUGUUUGGAUUUCCAAAACAAUAUAGACUAGACGCGCGUGCAGAAUACAGAAUACAGAAUAUCGCCAUGGGACGAAAACCCUACGAAAAAUAACUACGUCUCUUUUGAUGUUUUUAUAACACCAAAGGUGAAGACACACUUUGUUUUUAGGGACAUAUUCACCGACAGCGAGCUAGUAUUCAGAACAGCAAAGGAGGCUAGUAGGUGGCUCGACGCCCCGAACCUCAGUUAUUGGAGUCAAGCCUUAAAUUUUGCUAUGUUUUGCGCUACUGCUGUAUGUGGUGUGACGCGUGACAUGAUUGACGACUCUCAAGUGGGGUCGUUCUACAGAUUUCAUAUCAUUUUCACUAUCAGACGAAUAUUAAAUGAGCUACAAUGUCCUCUUCCUAAAGAUAAGCUCUUUAGUUGGAAUAAAAACUUCUACAGCGAAGCAGCUUACCAAAAACUAAGAACAGAAUUCCGAACUGGCAGCGAUUUCCGGUUCCUUGGACCGAUAAAUCAUGGGUUAGGAAAUGUUUAUAACUACGAUUAUCACGGAUUGUCAUCUUCUAACGACAAGUAUAAACCCUAUGGUACCAUUGACCAAUUACACGACGAAUGGGAUGCUGCUAAAAGCGACGACGAACACAUGAAUCACUUUGAGAUCGAGUACCUGAAAGACCCUAGAACCGAGUUUCAGUACGAGUGGUUCUUUCCAGAAAAAUCAAAGGGACUAACCAAGGCUGGGUUGUCUAGGAUAAAUCAAAGCAUAGAAGCCUUUGUUUAUUGUAUUCUAGGCGCACAAGUUCAAACUCGGUCGUCAAUCGUCGGCGAUAGCGGUUCAGCCCAAGAAACGAAACAAGUCUUUUCGAAACUCUUUGAAAGCGCAGUGAUAGAAAACGAUAUAUCAAAAAGUAUACAAAGGUAUCAGUUUGCUUUACAACAGGCGAGGCAAAAACUAGACUUGGCUUUCGCCCUCGGUUGUUGGUUGAGCCCAUCGUAUCUUGUGAUAAAUAACAACACUUCAAUCGCUGGUUAUAAUAACAAAUUACAAAAAGCCACUACUGAUAUGAAAUUGGGGCUAAAUCCAAUAAAUAACGAGAUAAAAACGAUCCCGAAACAUAAUAUGGGUCAUUCAAAGAUUGUGUUACCUCAUACCGAGUCAGUCACGGCUCACAAACCGAAACCUGAAGCGAAAACAAACCCAAAGCCGGACGUGACUAAACCCUUGAACACGCAGCACGAAAAUAACCUUGUCAUGAUCACAGCCUUCACGGCUGGUUUAGCUUGGUAUCUAUUUCGGUAGCAUGUGAGAUGCACGUGGACGGAUGUGACGUAUCA